AAUUAUUAGUAACAUUAUUGUAAUUGUUAGUAGAAUAUGGUUUAUCAGAUUAUCAAAUCAAGGCUCGAACUAGCUCGAAACUCGGUUCAAACUCGAAGGAUUCUUAUCAAGCCUGGCUCGAUAAGGAUUUUUUAGCUCAAGGUAAGUUCGAGCUCAAGUUCAAACUCGGGAAAAAUUAACCAAAUCAAACCGAGCUCAUUAAAAUUCAGCUCGGUUCGGCUCGUGUCCACCCCUAGUAACAUAACUCGGUGGUUAUGGUUAUUACCAGUAAGAAAAGAAAAGGGAUAAUAUAGAAAAGAAAAGAUGCUCCUACAUUGCUGGCUGCUGCAACUUGCCUUCUUUGCUGGAAAAUUAAAACCUUUAUACCCUCUCUAAAAACAUACUACUACUUAAAUUAACACACAAAAUCAUCACCAUUUUGUCAUCUUUCUUCUCCAUCUUCUACUGUAUUAAACAAUUACACUUAUACCAAUCACCGAAUUUCAAUUCACCCCUCUUUUAAUUUAAUUACUAAAAACCCACCUUCAUAACCCUCUAAUCUCCCCCCUUUCAGCAUUUCCCUCCUCCACUGAAAUAUGAUUUCACCGGCAGCCACCCUUAUUUUCUCUCUCCUGGCCUUCCUCUUUUUCUCAGCCUCCUCCUCAGCCGCCGCAGUAAAAGUUUCCUCCCACACCUUUGGUUUCCCCUUUAACCAAACAUACUAUGAUACCUUCGAAGUCCAAUCUCCGGCCAUGAUUAGCAACGGCGCUCUACAAGUCACCCCUGACUCCGCCGGCAAUUUCUCCUUAACUAACCGCUCCGGCCGUGUUCUCUUCAAACAACCUUUCCAUUUAUGGGAAUCGCAAGGCCAAAACAAUAACCGUGUUGCCUCAUUCAACACAACUUUCCUCAUCAAUAUCUUCCGCGUCAACAACACUGACGGCACCCCCUUUACUAGCCCUGGCGAAGGUGUCGCCUUCAUCAUAGCCCCUGACCUCGCCGUCCCUCCUUCCAGCUCCGCCGAGUUUCUCGGUUUAACCAAUGCCUCCUCCGACGGAAACGCUAGCAAUAGGCUCUUCGCCGUCGAGUUUGACACCGUCCAGAACGGCCCUUACGACCCCGAUAACAACCAUAUUGGACUCGACAUCAAUUCCAUCAGAUCUAACCACACAGUUUCUCUCUCCGAUUUUAACAUCACCCUAGCUCCACUCGGGACAGUGUUUCACAAGGUGUGGAUAUUUUACGACGGAGGGGAGAGAAAAUCGCUCACGGUUUACAUGACCGACCUGCACGACCAGCAAGCGGUAGCGCGUAUGCCUGAAACGCCGGUCAUGAACGUCUCCGGCAUCGAUCUGAGUGAGAUUGUCAACCCGGUAUCUUACUUCGGGUUUUCCGCGUCAACUGGAGACGACAUCGCUGAGCUGCACUGCGUUCUGAGCUGGAAUAUUACCGUUGAAAUGAUCAAAGAUCCCGGCGUCGGAAAAUUAACUAUCAUCCUGGCCGUGGUGAUUCCGGUGAUGGGAAUACUAUUACUAUGCGCCGGAAUAGGAGUGUAUUUUUGGAAUAAAAGGUCGCGAAGAUCGAUGUCGGACCCCAACAUACUGGGAGCUUUGAAAAGCUUGCCGGGUAUGCCGAGGGAGUUCGAUUUCAAGGAAUUGAAAAAAGCGACGGGUAAUUUCGACGAGAAAAAUAAGUUGGGACAAGGUGGUUAUGGGACGGUGUAUAAAGGGUUGUUGCCGGUGGAAACUGUAGAUGAAGUUGCGGUGAAGAAGUUUUCGAGGGAUGAGAUUAAGAGCAAGGAUGAUUUCUUGGCUGAGCUUACUAUUAUUAAUAGGUUGCGCCACCGAAAUCUCGUCAAAUUACUUGGAUGGUGCCACCAAAAUGGGACACUCCUCCUAGUGUACGAAUACAUGCCCAACGGCAGUCUAGACAAGCACAUAUUCUGCGCAGAUGACAAGAAGCCCUUGAGUUGGGAACUCCGGUUUAAGGCUCUGAAGGGGGUAGCCUCUGCUCUUCAUUACCUCCACAAUGAGUAUGAUGAUAAGGUGAUACAUCGGGACCUUAAGGCAAGCAAUGUGAUGCUGGAUACCCACUUCAAUGCCCGUCUUGGUGAUUUUGGGUUAGCUCGUGCAUUAGACCAUGAAAAAACCUCAUAUGCGGAGAUGGAGGAAGGUGUGCAUGGCACAAUGGGGUACAUUGCUCCUGAAUGCUUCCACACAGGCAAGGCCACGAGGGAGUCUGAUAUCUUCGGCCUUGGGGCAGUCCUUCUUGAGGUGGCUUGUGGGUUACGCCCUUGGACAAAGAAGGGCGGAUAUCAGUGUACAGUUGACUGGGUAUGGUCAAUGCACAGAGAUGGAAACAUACUUGGAGCAAUUGAUGAGAGGUUGGGAAAGGAGUAUGUAGCUGAGGAAGCAGAAAGGGUUUUGCUGCUAGGUUUGGCAUGUUCUCACCCGAUGGCUGCUGAGAGACCUAAGACACAAGUGAUCAAGCAGAUACUGUCAGGGACAGUGCCUGUGCCUUUAGUCCCGCCUUUCAAGCCAUCUUUCGUGUGGCCAGCAAUGGGACCUAUGGACGGCACCACCUCAGGCACAACAGCCGAGACCACUAUCACAUCAUCACAAUACGAUUUAUCCAGUUGGACUCCCUGUUCUGUAAGUCCACACAGUGGUAGUGGAUUCUCCUUUGCAUGACAGGAAUAUCGGAUCAGUUAACAGCAGCAACAAGUGUAAGGCAUUCCUGCUGUCCUGCUGUCUUUUUUUUCCCUUCUUCCUCGUAACUUUUCUGUCCUUUUAUAUGAAAAGUUUUGCUUAGAAUUAUAGUUCAAGUCUUUAGCACUUGUAAUUUGUGUCCUAUUUUUUAUUUUUAUUUUACUUUCCACUUAAUUUGUACAUGGGAAAGGGGAUGGAUGACCUCUGUAAAUCAUAGUUUGAUUGUUUCUUUAGUUGUACGGAGUACUUGUAUUCCUGUGUGUUGGACUGUUAUGUGUAGGCAGUUAUUUACCAGGCCGAUUAACGAUGUUUUUGAAGAAAGUUGAUUAUUUCAUACCAA
Messenger RNA from Spinacia oleracea (spinach), 3027 nucleotides. Its product is annotated as probable L-type lectin-domain containing receptor kinase S.5. Gene Ontology annotation, biological process: protein phosphorylation. The record is from RefSeq and is a predicted model, not a curated record. Lineage: Eukaryota; Viridiplantae; Streptophyta; Magnoliopsida; Caryophyllales; Amaranthaceae. The transcript is spliced from 2 exons. Gene Ontology annotation, molecular function: ATP binding; protein kinase activity; carbohydrate binding. The coding region runs from base 576 to 2669 and encodes 697 amino acids.